CCAAUUCCCUUUUCAGUCCACAUAUCACUUGCCCACGACUUUUAUAUAGUCCUACCAUUGUCCUUACUCGCGAAAGGUUUCGAUAUUUCGCCACACUCAAUCUAUUAUCUCGUCAACCUUCUAGCACACAUGGCCGGAGACAAAAUCUCCAUGGACAACGUCAGACCCGUCCAGUCUUUGGACAACGUUGAGGCUGUCGAAAAAGGCCACCUCACCGAAAAUGAGUUCGAAGUCUUCAAGAAAGGAGAAGGCAUUGUGGACUUUCGUACAGUCACUUGGUAUCAUGCGUCCAUGAUUUUUCUCAAGAUCAUCUUUGCAACCGGAGUUCUCUCCAUCCCCACGGCCAUGUACACUCUUGGUGCGCUGCCAGGAGCGAUCAACAUCAUUGCCUUCACUUUGCUCAAUGGCUACUGUGCAAUCAUUCAGGGCAACUUUCGAAACUCUCACGCAGGCUGCCACAGUAUCGCUGACAUGGCUCAACUUGUCGGAGGACCAAUCUUGAAAGAACUUGUGGGAUUUCUCUUCAUUGCGGCAUAUGUGAUCUGUGCUGGCUCCGGCAUUAUCGGCGUUUCUGCAGCCUUCAACGCCUUGUCAAACCAUGCGCUCUGCACUCAAUGGUUUGCGUUCAUUGCGACAGUCAUUGUUGCAGUCUUCGCCAGUGUGCGCAAGUUUGAAAAGCUGGCCUGGCUCACCUGGGUGGGAUUCAUCUCUGUGUUCGUUGCGGUCAUGAUCAUUGUCAUUGGUGUCACGACGAGAAACCGUCCAGCAAUCGCGCCGCAAGCUGGUCCAUUCGACCUUGGCUACCGUGUGGUCGGCAACCCAACAUUCAUCGCCGGUAUGACCGCAGUUGCAGCAAUCUUUGUGUCCAGCGCCGCGACUGCAGCCUUCUUGCCCGUCAUCUCGGAAAUGAAGAAGCCUCGAGACUACAACAAGGCGGUCUACGUGUCCAUGGGUAUUGUCACAUCCGCAUACCUGUCUUUCUCCUUGGUGGUUUACAAAUGGUGCGGAAAGUGGGUGGCAACACCGUCACUUGGUUCCGCUGGACCUACUUUGAAGAAGGUCGCUUAUGGUGUCGGCAUUAUUGGAUUGGUCAUUUCGGCCUGCCUCUAUGUCCAUAUCGGAGCAAAAUACCUCUUCGUCAGAAUCCUACGCAAGUCUCGCCACUUGCAGGCCAACAGUAUCAUCCAUUGGGGUACUUGGCUCGCUUGUACGAUUGGGAUGUCUAUCGCCGGCUUCCUGAUCUCCUCCGGCAUUCCCAUCUUCAACUACCUUUUGGGUUUGGCCGGUACACUGUGCUUCGCACCAGUGGCAAUCUCUCUUCCUGGCUGGCUCUGGUGCUACGACCACCCUCAUUAUUGGAAGGGUACCUUCCUGCAGAAGGUCCUAUACGUUUUCCAUGUCUUCAUGAUAGCCCUGGGGCUCUUUGUCACCAUCGGCGGAACAUACGCUGUCAUCCAGGCCAUUAUCGAUGCCUACGCCAGUGGACAAAUUGGAGCCGCUUUCGAUUGUGCAGACAACAGUGGUACCGUAUUGAACUAGUGAGCCAGGCGGUCAUGAUGCUUCCGUACUCAUGACGAGCCCGACAAGUUUUGGGAAUGAGGGAGAUGAUAUAGUUGCGCCAGAUGUAUGCAUAACUUUGUGCCAGAUAGUAU
This is a messenger RNA of Exophiala xenobiotica, 1652 nucleotides long. RefSeq lists its product as uncharacterized. Gene Ontology annotation, cellular component: vacuolar membrane. The record is from RefSeq and is a predicted model, not a curated record. Gene Ontology annotation, molecular function: amino acid transmembrane transporter activity. Gene Ontology annotation, biological process: amino acid transmembrane transport. NCBI's taxonomy places the organism in Eukaryota, Fungi, Ascomycota, Eurotiomycetes, Chaetothyriales, Herpotrichiellaceae. Bases 130 to 1539 code for a protein of 469 amino acids. The transcript has 2 exons.